AUGGCUCCUGUUGAUCCAAGUGUUUUACUCAACACAAUCGUCUAUUUAUUAGAGAGUAAUGGUGGAUUGAAAAACGAUCGAGUUGUACGACAAUUUAUUACACUGAUGAAAUUAACUGAAAAACUAGUGAAUAAAGCAAUAUAUUUACAAAUUCUAAAUCACACAAAAUCUGAAGAUGUAUUAAAAACGUUUUUAAAAUGUGAUGGCCUUCAAAUUUUGAUCAAAUGGCUUUCACAUUUUAGCGUUGAUCAUAAUCAUGCAUUUCUACUCGAUACGUUAAAUAUCAUAGGCAAUUUGCCAUUCAAUAUCGAUAAUGUUUCACAGAAUGAUAUCGACGAGCUACAGCUCAAAAUAGCCGAACUCACAUCGGCUGAGUCAGGGAAAGAAAAGGAUAUUCGUGAAAGUGCUCGUCAUUUAUACGAACUUUGUACAACCAAAGGAUUGUUUCAAACGAUAGAUACUCAUCCUGAUAUUGACCAACCCGCAUCAUCUCAAUCUUCGUCUAUUUCUCGAUUGUCGACUUCCAUCGAUAAACAUCAAUUGACAUCUCAAAGAUUGAAUAAAACCGAACGAACAUUGCUCUCAUCAAAUAAUAAUACAUUCCCGUUCAAUGAUAGCAAAAUGGCAACAACCGCAACAUUGACAGCCGUAUCAGGAACAAAUACAAAUAAUAAUAGUAAUAAUACGGAUAAUAUCAAACGGAAAACAGAAGAGAAUAUAGGACCUACAACAAAUAGAAAACCGACACAUCGUCGUCUUGUAACUCAACCACAAGUAGAUACGAAAAAAAUGAAAUCAUCAAUUGAAAUUGACGAUAGUGAUGGUUUGAAUAAAACUAAUUUAGUGAAUCGAACUACGCCAACAUUUCGUAUACCUAAAAUAGGAAGGUCGAAUACAAGUGCACCAUCGCCACCAUCGGAAACGAAUGAAAGUUCACCACCUCCUACAUCUACGGCAGUUCAACCAACAAAAAUCAAUGCGUCAAUGAAUCGACAAACGAGUGAUGAACUUAAUGCGCAACAAGGAAAAAGAAAAUUUUCUUUAAGUCAAUAUAUAGAACGAAAACGAUUAAAAUCGAAUGAAUUACAGAGUACUCUAGCUGAUACUGAUAUGCGAAUAAAUAAUAUCGGAAACUCAAAGCCUUCACCACCUAUGCCUAUCGAUGAUGAUUCGUCCAACAACAUACCCGAGAAUCCACCAGUAAUCAGUCCAAAACCAGAUGAAACAAAUACAGUUAUAAAAAGUAAUUUAAGUGAACCAGGCGUAAAAAAAGUAAACAAAAAGAAAGUGAUUUGGGCUGACGAAAAAAGUCAAACACUUGUGCACACAUCAUUUUUUGAAGUAGAUGAUUCCGAACUAUCCGCUAUGCAUGUAUAUGCACGUACAUGUGCAGCUAAUAUAUCUAUAGCACAACUUGAAAAAGUCAUGGAACGAGACUUACGUAAACGACGAGGUAUACAAGACAUGAAUGCGAUGGAUAAUGAUGAUAAACAAAUUUUAACGCCAUUGCCGGCAUUCAUAAAAAUUUUACUACCUGAUACAAUACAAAUUCCACCAGUCAUUUCACAGGAACGAUUUGUUCAAGAAGAACGUGAAAAAACUGUGUUACAGGCGCUUUUUAUACGUUCAUUUUUACCUGAUAGUCCAGGGGAACCCGAUGGUGAUCUUAUUGGACAAAGCCAUACUGAACGAACUGAACCAAAAUUGAUCCCACUUGAAGAUGAUGCUUCAUCGUCUCUAUCGAGUACAGUAACAUCAGUAAACAGCAAUAAUACGACAACAACAACAGCAGCAACAGCAGCAACCAAUAUACCUAUAAUUUCAAUAAAUAAUUCAAUGGCAACAUCAACAACAACAGCAGCAACAACAACAACAACAACUACAACAACAACACCCAACAACAACAACAACAACACAGUCACACCGAGUCUUUCGUCAUUUUCAUUUGGAGAUGUAUCGCCUGAAGUUGCACAAAUUCUUGCGCAAGCAAAAGGCAAUUUAACAUCAGCUACAGCAAAUAAUCUUUCAACGACCAUAGCGUCAAAUACUUUGCUGAAUUUGCCCACCACAUUAGCAACAGCAACAUCGACAAUAACAAAUACAACUGCUGCAUCAACACCUAAUCUUCCUCCACCACCGACUUUGCUUUCAGCACUACUUAAUGCUACACGAACAGCUAACAACGAGACAACUAAUGGUCCACCACCGAAUUCAAUGGUAAAUAUGUUGCCAAAUCUUUCAUUAAAUUUCAACUUACCGCCACCUCCAACACCAUUUCCAUUAUCUCAACUUAUAGCGAAUGCUCUCACACUUGGUAUACCGCCACCACCAACAGCUAAUCCUAAUAUUUUUCAAACACAAUCGACUACGUUUACCACGCCACCACCGAAUAUGUCGAAUUCAAUAGCUAAUUCGAUUCAACAACAAGCAGUAAAUUCAAAACAGCCAUCUGUUCGUUUUGUUUCUGCUAUUGGUCAACAACAAACACGACCGAACCUUUCAAAUAAUAAUAUUAUUAAUAAUCAUAAUAAUAAUCAUAAUAAUAAUAAUAAUAAUAAUAAUAAUAAUCAUGAACAUCAAAUUUCAUCUUCUCGUGAGAACAGUAGGGAGCAUAAUUUUCGACGAGGCCCACCAAAUAAUAAUCGUCGAGAUUAUUAUCAAAAUCGAAACAAUAAUAAUAAUAAUAAUACCAACAAUAAUAAUAAUCACAAUAAUAACCGAAAUAUAUUCUCUUAG
Messenger RNA from Rotaria socialis, 2736 nucleotides. Lineage: Eukaryota; Metazoa; Rotifera; Eurotatoria; Philodinida; Philodinidae. The record is from the annotation of a GenBank genome assembly.